CGCCGCGCUUCUGCAUCUGUUGUGUUUCGGCUGAAAAAAGUGCGCUGAACUACUGAAAUAAGGAGCUGAUUGAGACGCAACCAGAGAUUUCAUUUGGAUUUAUUUUUCUUUCUGUUAAUUAUUCCCACCCUCAACGUACUGUUAUAAAGAUGGCGUUUAUUAAAGAGGAGAGUGAAGACUUUAGGAUUGAAGAAACAUUCACAGUGAAACAAGAAGAAACUGAGGAACAAACAAAGAAGGAGUUUAUUAAAGAAGAGAGUGAAGAAAUGAAGAUUGAAGAAACAGUCAGUGUGAAACAAGAAGAGACUGAGGAACAAAGAAAGAUGGCAUUUAUUAAAGAGGAGAGUGAAGACGUGAAGAUUGAAGAAACUUUCAGUGUGAAACAUGAAGAAACUGAGGAACAAACAGACCUGACUGCGCUGAAAGAGGAAAGUGCAGUACCGAAUGAAAAGGAUCAGUAUGAGGAACAUAUUGAUUUCACAACUGAAGACAAAUCUUUUAGCUGCUCACAGACUGAAAAGACUUCCUCACGGAAAAGAGCUAAAAAAACACAAACUGACUUAACCUGCCAGCAGUGUGGAAGGAGUUUCAAGAAAAAAGGAAGCCUAAAAAACCACAUGAUCGUUCAUAACCGAGAGAAGCCUUACACCUGCCCUAAGUGCGGAAAAGGUUUCACGCAAACGGGAAGCUUUAACAGGCACAUGAGACUUCACAGUGGAGAGAAGCCUUACUCCUGCAAAAUGUGUGGGAAGAGCUUCACAACAGAGCUAAACUUAAGGUAUCACCGGAACAUUCACACUGGAGAGAAGCCGUUUAAAUGUGAUCAGUGUGGAAAGAGUUUGAGUCACAAAGUAAGCCUUAAACAGCACAUGAGGCUUCACUCGAGAGAGAACUGUUUUACAUGCCAUCAGUGUGGAACGACUUUCACAGACAGGAAACACCUUGAGAAUCACGUGAUAAGUCACACGGGAGAGAAGCCGUUCAUGUGCUAUCAGUGUGGAAAGGGUUUUACACUGAAGGGAAACCUUCAGACUCACUUGAGGGUUCACACUGGAGAGAAGCCGUUCACCUGCCCUCAGUGUGGAAAGAGCUUCACGCUCAAUGGAAACCUUCAGACUCACAUGAGAGUUCACACCGGAGAGAGGCCUUUCACCUGUCUUCAGUGUGAAGAGACCUUCACGUAUAAAAGAGACCUGAAGCGUCAUUGUGCGUCAAGGCGUUGUGGAAAUACAUCGCAGUGUUCCUCGCCUUUGCAAGAUGCUUAUAAAAAGAAGCAAUUUUGAAGCCAUUUGUGCAUCCAUUCUGGAAGAAGGCAAUUUAAUUUGGAUCAGUGUAAUAAAAAAUGCUUUUGUGAUCAUACUUAAGUCUGAGACACACCAAACCAACGUCAAAGAACUAGCGCAACAAAAGCUUCUCGUUGGCUUCAUCUUGACCAAAAAGCUGCGUUUGAACACACCAAAAGGACUAAAGGCGAGUGUCAACUAGAGCUGCAAGAGUCUGGAUAAAAUGAGAAUCACAAUUUCUUCAAAUAGAGAUUGUGAUUCUCCCACGAUUCUGAAUAUAAAACUAAAGAAAAUAACAUGUAAUUUACUAGAGAUUCUGACAAAAUUAAUUGCUGGGAAAAAAAAUAUAUAUAUAAAAAUUGAAUGGGUUUGAAAUAAUUCAAUGACUCAUUAAUAAAUACUUGUUUCAUUACUGGAUGAAUCAGUAUUUUUGAACAUCUUUUGAAUGAAUGAUUCAAUGACAAAUACAUUUUUAACAGUCACUUGUUGCCACCUAGUGGCAUAAGAUAUAAUUGAUUCAACCAUCAUUUGAAGCGCCAAGUUCCUUUCAAAAGGUAGUUUGCACUGUUUUGCUAUUGUAGAUAAGAGUUUACAUCGUAACUUUAAAGGGAUGGUUCACCCAAAAAUAAAAGUUUGAU
This is a messenger RNA of Megalobrama amblycephala (Wuchang bream), 1921 nucleotides long. Its product is annotated as gastrula zinc finger protein XlCGF8.2DB-like. Bases 150 to 1283 code for a protein of 377 amino acids. Gene Ontology annotation, molecular function: RNA polymerase II cis-regulatory region sequence-specific DNA binding; DNA-binding transcription factor activity, RNA polymerase II-specific. Gene Ontology annotation, biological process: regulation of DNA-templated transcription. Lineage: Eukaryota; Metazoa; Chordata; Actinopteri; Cypriniformes; Xenocyprididae. The transcript has 3 exons. The record is from RefSeq and is a predicted model, not a curated record.